Messenger RNA from Heteronotia binoei (common prickly gecko), 685 nucleotides. RefSeq lists its product as uncharacterized. The coding region runs from base 1 to 660 and encodes 219 amino acids. The transcript is spliced from 5 exons. Lineage: Eukaryota; Metazoa; Chordata; Lepidosauria; Squamata; Gekkonidae. The record is from RefSeq and is a predicted model, not a curated record.
AUGAUUGCUCCCAUUUUGCAGAUAGUGAGUGACACUGUCCAGCAAGUGAAAGACGCAGUCAAAGAGACUUAUGAGCCACUGAGGUACCUGAGCCGGGCCUUGAAGAGUCAGUUUCUGGAGUCCUUUGGGGUUUUCCUGCAAGACGAAGACGUCGCUUCCACUGUUCAAUCAGUGCUGGAGCAUUCCCUGGCUGGAGAUGUUGCCAAUCGAUCCAUGCUGGAGCUGUUGAAUGAAGAUCUCAGGCCUCAGGUGGAAACCUUCCUUUCCCACUUAGGGAUCUUCCAGACUACUGACAGAAAAGAAAGCUGUGAUCUCUGGCAACCUGUGCAUUUCCUCUGUUCCUCUCUAGAAGACUUGGACUACGAGAUAAUGGCCUUGUUGGAGGCCAUUUUGGAGAAGAAGAAAAUAGCCAAGCAUCUGGAAAUGACGGCUGGUGUUCUGGAGUGGAUUCUUUCUGGCGAAGAAGGAAGCACUUUCGUUAGUCCCACCCCUUCCUUGACAGAUGAAGAAGCAGCUGUAGCUUCGGAGAUGUUGCAGAUCUGCGGGCUGGACUCCGAAGCCGUGGCAGGCUCUGUCACCUGCCUGUGGAACAACGAAGCACGUUCCGAACUGGCUGCUCUGUACUCAAGCUUAUAUGCCUUGCAGAUCUUAAGUGAAUGAAGUAGGAACGAAAACAGAUUCCAUA